Messenger RNA from Salvelinus sp. IW2-2015, 1798 nucleotides. Its product is annotated as interleukin-1 receptor type 2. The record is from RefSeq and is a predicted model, not a curated record. NCBI's taxonomy places the organism in Eukaryota, Metazoa, Chordata, Actinopteri, Salmoniformes, Salmonidae.
AUAUAUACGAGUACAUUUGUACAGUACAAGCCAAACAUACCUUAUUGUCUUUGUGUAUGUUUGUACUCAUGUGUGUUAGUGUGUGUGUGGGUUUUUUGUUUUGGAAGUGGUGAGAUGUCUUCAUCAUGAGCUGAGCUGUCCAUUUUAUUGGGAAACGUCAGAAAUUUCUACGCUGGGAGGGAAAUCUUUAGAAUUUUCCGGAAGCGGCUAGUCUGACUGACAGUCACAUAUACUGUAUAUAAGAAGGAACAUGUCACACUCAGAGGUCCACUGUGUCUUCUUCACUCUGGUGGUGUGGAUUUACUGGAACAGAGCCACUGUCACUACCUCAUCACUGGCACCAUCAUGGUCACCUGGGCAAACUAUGCCAUGGUUAUCCUCCAUCUGCUCUCGGCAUUGUUCAUCGCUCGCUCUGCCUGUGGACUACGACUACCUCCGCUACCUAUGAUAGAUGGCUGUUUCAGGGUGUCUCCAGAGCCGGAGGUGUUCCGUGUCCAGGGUGAAGCGGUGGUCCUAAGCUGCCUUGUGUUCGACAGGGUCCUCUACAAACGAUUCUCCCAGGCUAAGGCGGGUUACACCUAUGUCAUCGCCAAGGGAAAUGGGACGGGGGGCAUUGACCCUGAUGAGGGGAAAGAGGGGCGAGUCCUGCAGCGUGAGCGACAGCUGUGGCUCCUCCCAGCUCGAACUUCUGACUCCGGAGAGUACCCCUGCAUCUACAGAAAUGAGACAUUAUGUGUAAUUGGAAGCAUCACUCUACAAGUUUAUGAGACCAAGCAAACUGAUAUUGAGAAGUUGUCUUAUCCCAUCUCUACAGCCGUGGGACGAAAUGUGUUAAUCAGAUGUCCUCAUUUAAAGGACUUCAACAGGACUGAUGAAAUAGAGUGGUAUAAGGACUCCAGCCCGACAGUGCUUCCUCUUGGCAGUGGGCGCUACCAAAGACAGAGACAAGACGUGAUCCUCAUCUCAGACGUGAGGCCAGCAGACCAGGGCCUCUACACCUGUCAGCUUAGAGUCCACGUCAACAACCUCCAGUACACAGUCAGCAGGACCAUUAACCUCAAUGUAAAAGUACCUGACCCAGUUCCCUACACUCAGACCACCAGGCCCAUCUUUGACCCAGCCACAACACCAACCCCUAAUCCUGGUCUCAGCACUGUGGAAUCCCCAGCAGUUGUGUCCCCUAAGAUUGUGUCCCCUGCCAAUGGAACAAUCUUUGAAAGUCCAUUGGGCUCUGUUUUGGAGAUAUCCUGCCAGGUUUUCACAGGGAGCCAAUCAGCGGACGCCACAAUGGUCACAUGGUUGGUGGACGGCCAUUCAUUGGAUUCGUCCAACCUUGGUGGGCGGGCUCUGUUGAGUCAGAGGAGGGUAACCACAGUGGCUGGGGGUUGUUAUGUUGAGGUGAAUCUGUACAUCAUUAAGCUGUGUGAGGAGGAUACAAGGGCAGAGCUGAAGUGUGUCACUCAAAACCAGGGAGGAAGACAGGAGGUCAUUGCACAGUUCAGAGUCGAAGACCCCAGGUCCACAUGGCUGAUGAUGGGUGUAGCAGGGUCUGUUUGUUUCCUGACUGUGGUCUCCGUCUUCCUUUACCUCCUCCUAAAACCCAGAGGAAAGGCUGACUACUUCCUGGCUCGACAGAACAGCACCUUUAGCUCCACUUUUAGCUCCACAUAAACACCUCCCAAGUGAUCUCGCUGGCUAUUUUUCUGUUGAUUUGUUACACAGUGUAAACAAAAGUUGACUUACUUUAAACAGAAUGUAUACAAUGUAUUAUUGUUAUUAAAACAUAUUUUUUAAUGAA